This is a messenger RNA of Topomyia yanbarensis, 1818 nucleotides long. RefSeq lists its product as uncharacterized. The record is from RefSeq and is a predicted model, not a curated record. Gene Ontology annotation, cellular component: extracellular matrix. The transcript has 5 exons. Bases 202 to 1605 code for a protein of 467 amino acids. NCBI's taxonomy places the organism in Eukaryota, Metazoa, Arthropoda, Insecta, Diptera, Culicidae.
CUUUUUUUAAAACUACCGGUUCAGUACGAUUUAGAACGUGGAAUUUAUUCAGCUUCGUGCCUGAACGAUUUGAAGUGUUAUUACAAAAUCAAAAUCGUACAAAUUGUGCAGUGACGUUUUUGCUUCCAAACAUCGAACCUGACUGAAAAAUCAACCCAAAUGAGUUUAUUGGUUUAAGCUGGCUACCCAAGAACUUCCACAAUGCGUCUAACACUAUGUAGUUACAAGAGCAACCGACAGGCCGCAUCUCAGUGCAUAGUUGUCAUCAUUUUGCCAAUUAUAAGCAUCUUUGCGAUCGAAGCACCCGAACCAUCUUCUCUUCUGCGGCCUCGGGACAUCAAUCCGCAUCCGUACGAAAACGUUUACGAUGGAAUCAGCAUUUACGAUAAAAACGUGAUCAUCAACGGUGACAAGUUCAUGCAAAAUUUGGUGAAUCAAGGUCCCGUCCAAUUCCCACGACUGAUAAAUAGUGCUGCGAUGAACGCUUUGACUCAUCCGUAUGAAAAAUUUGCUUUGAAAGAACGUCUAGCGAAAACGGAGCGCUUCUCUGGGGCAGAUAACUUGAUCGUUAAACCAGCAUACACGGCACUUGCAAAGCAUGCUGCGCGAGUUUUAAACCACCAAGUGGUAGACGCUUACGAGGACAAUGAAAUUGAUAAUUACAAUGAAGCGACGAACCUGAAAAAACAUUAUAUUUUCUCGUACGCCGUGAAGGAUGCAGCAUCUGGGGAUGACUUUUCCCACACUCAGCAACAACAAGUCGAUGGAGCGGUCAAAGGAAGAUAUAAGGUGCAACUACCCGACGGUCGGAUGCAAAUUGUAAAAUAUAUAGCUGAUAACAAUGGAUACCGAGCGGAUGUGACUUACGAAAAUGAACCGAAUCCUAAUGCACUGCACCAUGAGCCGACAGCUCCGGAAAUCGUUCAAGUACCGGUAACAGCCGUUCCUGUAGUAUCUCCACUCGCAUCAGCGCAGCCCAUUUAUAAUUACUAUAAGGAACUACAGCAGCGCCAGCAGUAUGUACAGCAAUCAGCACCUAUCCGACGGCAUCAGCCUCAACGAACCAUUUACUACCCACAAUCCACCCCAUCGCAGAUUCCGGCUCCAUACUAUCCAUCCCGUCUUCGCGUCAACGAUGUAAAAAUUCACAGCUAUAACACAGCACCACACGCCAACAAUCUAAUUCAAUCAACAAUAGCUCCUGUCGCCCGAAGAUAUGUGAAAUAUCAACCAUCCGCGAAUCUUGCCUACGUUUCCACGACCCCCAAUCCUGCACAAAUACAAUCGAACACACUAGCACGAUCCGGUUUUGUUCCGGUGGUGGUAACGACUGCGGAUCCCUCUGCCGUACCAUAUUAUCGCGAUAUCAACAUCGCCCCACCUAGCGUACCACCGACAUACCGUAGAACUAGAAUAUUUGACAAUAGAGGAGCAGUUCCACAACCAAUUUAUACACAGGUCAACUCCGUUCAGAAUAAUGAAACACCGCUAGAUUACGAUUAUGUACAGAUUCCGAAUAGCAAUCACGUGUACAAACGAAAUAAUGACAAGGAUAGCCACGUGAGCACCGAUGCUACGGAAUCUCGGGACCAAAAAAAAAAUUAAAGCAUGACAUGGUUCAUGAUUAGUUACUGUCCUGUUACCGAAUAGCAAAAUUUAGUCGUACUGGAAUUAAGUAUUCAUUGCAUGGAAUUAAGUAUUGCAUUGCGUCUGUUGUAAAUAGAGUUUCUACCUUGAUGUAUUCGUAUAUAAUAUACCUAAAAAUUAUAAAAAAUAAAAUCGUAUGCUUUUUAUGGAAUGUACCGUACCAUUCCACCU